AUGUACAUGAAUAGUAACUCUGCUUGUGCUUUGCACGAUGCCACAACCAACUCAGAAAUCCAUAUGGCGUCCAUAGGAAGUCUCCACUUCCUACCGCCCUCGUCGUUUCCCGCCAUAAAACCAGUCUCCGACUGCGCUGCUAUCCUGCGCCAGACCUCCGUUUUCAUACGCACCCCACCGCAGAGGAAAACUCCUUCCGUUAUUCGGAAAGCUAUCCAAUCUCAGAGUCACAAAAAUUGCGUCUAUCCCGAUCCCAUCCCUGAAUUCGCAGCUGCCGAGUCGGAGAAGUUCAAAGCUGAAUUGCUGAAGGAACUGUCGAAGCAAAGAGAAACCUUCGGAAACGAUCUUCGUAUGGUUGUCGAUGUUUGUGCAGAGAUAUUCAGUGAAUUCCUACAUAAGGAUUAUGGAGGACCUGGAACAUUAUUGAUUGAGCCUUUCACAGAUAUGAUGUUGGCAAUCAAGGAUAGAAAACUGGCUGGAGCAGCAUUGGCUGCUCGAGCCUCGUUGCUGUGGGCACAGAGCUAUGUUGAUCGUGAUUGGGAAGAUUGGAACUCCAAACAGCACAAAUGAGUUUGCAAAUCUUCCCCAUUUAUACCAUUUUUUGGUACAUGAUGUUUGGUUAGUUGAAAAUGCAAAAAACCGUGAAUCGGGAUGUUGAAAUUGUUCGCUACUUAAACUGUACUAGUCAAGAAAGAGGCUCUACUUCAACAGUAUCUUUUAACUAUACAAAGGGAUUAUUGCUCCACAAUUGUUUUAAGGUUUCAAGAUUUCAUCAUUGACGGCGUCUGCAGAAAUGUGUCCUUGUCAUCUUAUGUGGAUUAUUACUUUAGCUUCCGAACUCAGAAAUGCUCUGUAGAGAUGGUUGCCAUGAUUUGAGUCGUCCUGCAGCAGGAUUUGUCGACCCUGAUCUUUGUUUGUGUCUGUCGGAUCUUCUUCCCUGAAAAAGUAUCAAUGUACAAAAGUUAUGGAUGGAAAAAUAAGAAUCUAGUUGAUUCAUGUUA
This is a messenger RNA of Salvia hispanica, 1001 nucleotides long. Its product is annotated as protein PLASTID REDOX INSENSITIVE 2, chloroplastic-like. The record is from RefSeq and is a predicted model, not a curated record. Gene Ontology annotation, biological process: regulation of gene expression. Lineage: Eukaryota; Viridiplantae; Streptophyta; Magnoliopsida; Lamiales; Lamiaceae.